Tuber melanosporum (Perigord truffle) is the source of this 1423-nucleotide messenger RNA. RefSeq lists its product as uncharacterized. Lineage: Eukaryota; Fungi; Ascomycota; Pezizomycetes; Pezizales; Tuberaceae. The record is from RefSeq and is a predicted model, not a curated record. Gene Ontology annotation, molecular function: RNA binding. The coding region runs from base 183 to 1157 and encodes 324 amino acids. The transcript has 4 exons.
AAACACUGUGCCCACGCGGUAGUUUCUUCCUCUAACACCUUAUUUGCUGCCAUUGCUUUUCUUUCCCUUUCACUCCCUCACUCUUCUUGCUCAUCUCAAUCCUCCUCCUUCGGCUCCUUUUUCCCUCUCUCCUGAUAGUAAUAAAGUUUGUCCCACCCCCACGGUGCGCUCCCAUCUUCAAUAUGCCAGAUCGUUCAAAUGUCAUUUCUCUCGACGACAUGAUCGCACGCGAGCGCAGAGCUAGAGCUUCUGAAGUUGCUAGCGCAACUCUCGGAAAAGCACGCACCCAAGCGAGCGGCGAUAUUCUCCUGCCAAAUACGCAUCGAGGAGGAGCCGCUGGAGGAGGAGGAAAGCGGACAGGCGCCUCCGGAAGCGGCAUGAGCGGCGGUAGUGGCUCAAACGGAAAAUGGACGCACGACCUCCACCGUAAGGUCAAUCCAAAUGCCUCGCGAGUAUCCAAGCUUCCAACAACCCUCUCGCCGGCCGUCGCACGAUCUCUGCAAAACAACCGACUCUUCGCCGCUCUUCAUGGCACUUCAAAUACCUCCAUAGCAACCUUCCCCCCCAUCUCCGCCUCAAUGAACACACCUCCAAUCGGGCUGAGGAAUAGUAGCAACGGCGGCGGUGGCGAUGGACUCAACAUCCGCGGCGCAUCAUCCCUGUCUCCCGCCGGCUUCUCGAUCAGAGGCUCUGCAGGUCCAUUUGUCGUGCAGGCCGCAAACUUCGCACCAGGGACUACUGCCGAAGACGUCAAAAUGGCCAUGCGGGAUCUUGGCAGGAUCCUCAGUUGCAUAGUGCUAUCCCCUACGCCAUCAGUCACUUGCGAGAUAGUCUUUGAAAAGAAAGAAGCAGCGGAUAAUUGCAUCGCGCAGUUCCAUAAUCAACUCGCCGACGGCCGUAGAUUAUCACUAACCCUCAAAGAAGGCCCCCCAAUCAGUCGCCUGAUGCAGAACCAGAAUUCCACUCUCGGGAAUUCCUCCGCCCGUCUGAACUCCCUCUCGUCUUCACACACCAACCCCAACGCCGCCAGGGAAGAAGCAGACCGUCAGAGGCGGCAGGCAAACGUUAGCUUUCAGGAUGGGAGUUAUGGGGUGCGCCCGCCGCCGUUGUACUCUGAUGCGCUGGUGCAGAAGGGCCGGGGAUUCUCUUCGAGGUAGAUUUGUGGUGGAAGAAGCGCUUUUGUCUCUACUUCUAUUUCUAUUAUCGUAUGUGUAGGCUUACCGGUGGGAACUUUUUUUGUGCCUUCUGUGUUCGUUUGUUCGCUCGCAGGUUGGGGGAUGGGAAUUCAAAUGAGGUAGUCAAUGUUCAAUUCCGGAUACGGAAAAGGAAGCGGGCGUCCCUGGAACACACGAUUUAUUAGAGACCCACGAAUUCUCCCUGCCUGCCAGUGCCACCUCCUCCCACCCCUUUCCUCCCUCCCUCA